This is a messenger RNA of Amorphotheca resinae ATCC 22711, 1479 nucleotides long. RefSeq lists its product as hypothetical. The transcript has 2 exons. NCBI's taxonomy places the organism in Eukaryota, Fungi, Ascomycota, Leotiomycetes, Helotiales, Amorphothecaceae. The coding region runs from base 1 to 1479 and encodes 492 amino acids. The record is from RefSeq and is a predicted model, not a curated record.
AUGGCGCACGUCGAUCAGCCCUCCCAGGGUGGGCCUAGAAAUACCCCGCCUCGAGAUUCGUAUCCUGCACCAUCCACGACCAAUACUAUCAAUCAAGAAGAGUCUGAGGAUUCAGAAGAGUGGGAAUAUGAGUACUCUACUACCGAGACUGAGACGUACUACGUAACCCUCGACCUGACGACCCCGAACGUGGAGCCCAGACGUCGAGUAAGACGCAACCUGGAACAGGGAGUCCCUGCCGCAAAAUGGAGAAACCAUGGUAUAGCACCGCAAAGGCGCGAUAGACUCCCGUCUCCUAAGAGCUACAGGUAUACUGCAGGUGCGGAUAAAUCAGGGAUGGAAACACCGGCAGGUGAAGCGGACAACUCACAGAAGCCUGUAGAAGAAGGCGACUCCCCACAAGGAAGCCCCAAAAUGGAUGCAUCAUGGGGAAAUGAUGGCAAUGAGGUAAAUGGGGAAAAUGGGGAAAAUGAAGAUCAUGAGGGCGACGAGGGAGAGAAGCCGGUGGAGGAAGAUCCUACUCCAACGCAGGUUCAAAUCCUCGAUUUUCAUAGUGAGAACCCCAUAGUCUCCUACGGCGGUCAUGUCUUCUCUUGCCAAUGGGCAUCAAACGUUGGCACCGAGCUCCUCUUCACCGCGCACGACGACGAAAACCCAUUACCGGUUCUACGUUCUCUUCCAGGAGACGUCGAUCUUCUAGCCGCCAGCUCCUGUCGUCUCAUUCCAAAGUCCGUAACCCUCGAAACGAAACACAGCGCUCGAAGCCGAAUCGCCACCGCUCUCCCAGCCCGUAGCGACGCCCGCGGCAAGGAUCCCACCAUCUCUAUCCCUGUAGGGUUUCAUGCCAGUCAGAAACGGAAGGACCAGGCGCGGUUCCUGGAGAAGUUAAUGAGCAUUAAGCGAGAGAAGGGGGAGGAUGACAAGGUUACGAUCAUUGCGCAGAAGAGAAAUCUGAAUAACAAAUGGAAGGCAAUAUGGCAGAAGAAGAGGCAGACCGAGAGGGCGAGGUUGACGAAGAUUGUGAAGAAGGGGGCGGAUACUCCCUCAGGUAUAGAGGAGGUUGAAAAGGCUAAGGAGAGGCUGGAGGAGAUGGAUAAUGAGGAUGAGAUGAGAAAGCUUCGAGAGCCGGCAGCGGGCCCGACUCUGGUCAAGAAGGCAGGGAGAAAGAAGAAGGGGGCGCCAGAUACGCCUGAGGGGACGAAAACGCGUGCAAAGAGAGGACCUCGUGUUCCGAAGAAGCAGGGAUUGCAGGGGUUACUCGGUCAGGAUGGCAGCUCGGGGGCGAUCGAAGAUACCCCGACGCCAGGUCUCUCGACCCCUACGCCGCGGCGAUCGAGGUAUGCAGAGGCGGACGAGGAGAUGUACGAUGACGAGAUGGAGGAGGGAGAGUUUAACGGAGGGCAGGAAAUGGAAGAUAUGGAAGGAGACGAGGACCUGUACGAUGAUGGCCAGGAUGAUGCCCUGAUGGCUGAUGAGUGA